AUGGGGUGUUUGGACCCACAGAUGUGGGGCAGGGGGGUGCGGGGCCCCAUAGAUGUGGGGCAGGGAGCGCCCCGCAGCGCGCCGUGGGUCUGCCCCACGGCGGGACUUGUGGGGCAGCCGUGGGUCCGACCCUUCUCUCCGCAGCUGGCCAUGGAGUAUUGUCUGGGCUCGGCCUCCGACCUGCUGGAGGUGCACAAGAAGCCGCUGCAGGAGGUGGAGAUCGCGGCCAUCACCCACGGGGCGCUGCAGGGCCUGGCCUACCUGCACGCGCACAACAUGAUCCACAG
Calidris pugnax (ruff) is the source of this 287-nucleotide messenger RNA. RefSeq names its product serine/threonine-protein kinase TAO3-like. The annotation marks the transcript as partial. The transcript has 2 exons. Lineage: Eukaryota; Metazoa; Chordata; Aves; Charadriiformes; Scolopacidae. The record is from RefSeq and is a predicted model, not a curated record.